Messenger RNA from Sorghum bicolor (sorghum), 1082 nucleotides. RefSeq names its product RING-H2 finger protein ATL70. The record is from RefSeq and is a predicted model, not a curated record. The transcript has a single exon. NCBI's taxonomy places the organism in Eukaryota, Viridiplantae, Streptophyta, Magnoliopsida, Poales, Poaceae. The coding region runs from base 474 to 962 and encodes 162 amino acids.
UUGAAAUUUUAAGAUAAACUAAGAAAAAACAUAAAAAAACGAAUGUAUCCUCUUUUUAUUUCCUAAUCAGACACUAUUAUCAAUGUAAUUAGGAGGGAGUAUACUAUAAAGAAAAGAAGGGGGUUAUAGGUAUUUACGUACAAAGCUGUACAAAUGGUACAAGACAACUAUCCACUCUAUGAUGGUGUGGUGCUCUAGAUUCUGUGUCACUUCAGCAAGUCACUGUCGCCGGGUGCCGCCAUCAGCCUCGCCAGGCUUCUCCCAGCAAGGCCUGGCCAUGCGACCUACCCCAUCCACACAAGCAACCCACUGAGCUGAGCAGCAGCUAGCGCCACCUCCCUAGCUCCGUCACCCCCAACACUCCCAUCGCACGCAACGCGGAGCAGAGCAUCGCCGGCCAGCCAGCCAGCCAGCCAUCAGCCAAUUAGCUCGCUCCCUCACUCGACCGCGAGCCUCGCCGUCGCCGUCGCGGGAUGGUGGAGCUGGAGGCGGCCUUCGCCGUCGUCAGCGUGCUGGCCGUGGUCACCGUGGCCGCCCUGCUCCGCGCGUGCUCCCGCCGCGCCGCGCCGCCCGCGCGCCGGAGGUCUUCGUCGUCGUCGUCGUCGUCGUCGCAGGCCCGCACGGCCGCUGCCGCCGUCUUCGUGGGCGGCGUGGAGGACGUCGAGGCCGGGCUCGACGACGCCGCGCUCCGGACGCUGCCCAAGGUGGUGUACGGCGAGGAAAAGGAGGACGGGGCGGUGGCGGCGACCAAAAAGGCGCCCGCCGCGGCGUGCUGCGCGGUGUGCCUGGGCGAGUACGCCGCCGGGGACGUGCUCCGCGUGCUGCCCCAGUGCGCGCACGCCUUCCACCAGCGCUGCGUCGACCGCUGGCUGCGGCUCCACCCGACCUGCCCCGUCUGCCGCUCGCCGCCGGUGACCAACCCCGUCGCCACCACCGCCAAACCACCCCCUCCGCCGUCGUGAUUCUAUUCUAUUAUAUACUUCUCACCGAAUUCCGGGGCAUCAGAUGUAAAGUAGAAGCAUUGUAUUGUAGCAUACAGUAUGUACGUAGAAAUUAGAAUGGAAUGGAAGAAAGAGAUUUGA